AGUACCGGAAGUUCCUGUUAAAAUUCCUUCAGCUGAGUCCCACUCCCUGUCAGUCCGGCCGGCCAAGCCACGGUCCAGCUUUGUACCGUCUCUUCGCAAAAAAAUGAGCGACAAAGGUCUGUCAGAUGAGGCAGUGGCGGCAGCCUGCAAAGAUGGAGACCCGAUUACUAAGGAUUUCAUGAUGCAGCAGACUAUGCUGCGGGUUAAAGAUCCAGUAAAAUCCUUGGAUUUCUACACCAGAAUCCUUGGCAUGACGCUCCUGCAAAAGUUUGACUUCCCCUCCAUGCGUUUCUCUCUCUUCUUCUUGGGCUACGAGGACAAAAAGGAGAUUCCUACAGAUGUGAAGGAUAGGACAUCCUGGACCUUUUCCAGAAGAGCCACCAUUGAGCUGACACAUAACUGGGGCUCAGAGUCUGAUGAGAGCCAGUCUUAUCACAACGGAAACUCAGAUCCACGUGGCUUUGGACACAUUGGAAUUGCAGUUCCUGAUGUCUAUGCGGCCUGCAAAUUGUUUGAAGAGCAAGGUGUCACGUUUGUCAAGAAGCCGAAUGAUGGUAAAAUGCAAGGCUUGGCCUUCAUUCAGGACCCUGAUGGUUAUUGGAUUGAGAUCCUGAGUCCUAACAACAUGGUGUCGAUUACCUCCUAAAAGAGUCUGACAACACGCUACCUGCUGCAGUGCAUACAGACCAGACCUGCUGUCGCUUCACUGGGAGAGCACAACGUUGGGGUUUAGCAAGGAAUUGAGCAACAUGUGCCGGAAAGCCGGGGAUAAAUGGAGCGGGAUACUUAUGGGCUCUCCAGUGGGCUGAACUAAUAUUGGACAGCUGAUGAGCAAAUAGUUUUAGUAAUUGCUACGUAUACAAACCAAUUUGUGUUUCUGUUGAGUUUGUCUACCAUCAUUAGUUUGUACAUGUCUUCAAAAAAAAAAACAAAGCGGUAUUACUGUGUAAUAAAUGUGAAAACCACCAUGCAAUUGGAACGGAUUUGUGAUUUCUUUUAGUUUUGAGAGGCAAUGUAAUCAAGGGCAAGAGUGGCAGCAGUUUAUCUCGAGUAAGAUUAUAGCAAACAGUUAUAAAGUGAUUUGAUUGUUUUCUGCAGUUUAGUCACAAAGGCCAACAUGUGCUGCAUGGUUUUUUUUUAAACAUUUUCAGAAUUAAUCAUUAUAAAGUAGA
Scatophagus argus is the source of this 1172-nucleotide messenger RNA. RefSeq names its product lactoylglutathione lyase-like. Gene Ontology annotation, molecular function: lactoylglutathione lyase activity; metal ion binding. The transcript is spliced from 6 exons. Bases 104 to 646 code for a protein of 180 amino acids. The record is from RefSeq and is a predicted model, not a curated record. NCBI's taxonomy places the organism in Eukaryota, Metazoa, Chordata, Actinopteri, Scatophagidae.